UAUCAGCCUUCAGUGUUUUGUUACAACUCGCUGUGUGCGUACUUUCAACAAAACUAUUAUUUUUAUUUUUUAUUGUGAGAUAUUUUUUACUGAUCAAAAUGGGGUGUGGAGAGUUCAUUGUUAAAUAUGUGCUAUUUUUCGCCAAUCUAUUCUUCGCUCUGGCAGGCCUGGCCCUACUGGGCGUGGGCGCGGCCGUGCAGUGGCAGGUGAAGCCGCUGCUGGACGUGUUCGACGGCAGCUUCGAGGUGGCCCCCAUCAGCGCCAUGGUGGUGGGCGGCGUGGUCUUCCUCAUCGCCUUCUUCGGAUGCUGCGGCAGUUUGAGGGAGAGCAACUGUAUGCUGGUCACGUACGCAGUGUUCAUGAUAAUGCUGAUGAUCCUGAAGAUCACGCUGGCCAGCCUGAUCUUCGUGAACCUGGGCGCCGUCACCGACCAGAUUCCGCGCUGGCUCAACGCCGCCUUCAACCAGCCCAACCUUGAGGAGUUCCACCAGAUUGAGACCACGGUAAGGACUAAUUUUAAUGAGGUCGUCUUCUUCACCUGUUGCGGCACUGUCGGCGGCUCGUCCUACGUCUCACUGUCGCUGCCGCCCUCAUGCUGUACCGUGCAGCCCUGCACUGUCCUCAACGCCCACCCCGGCUGCAACGAUGUGCUGACGGAGUUCUUCAGGACCUUUGGCAUGGUUAUCGGGCUGCUGGCUAUAGCUGUGGUGUCUGUUGAGUUUAUUGUGAAGUAUGUGCUGUUUUUCACGAAUCUCGUGUUUACGCUGGCAGGAGCCGCGCUCAUCGGUCUCGGCAUAGCGGUCCUGGUCCAGUUCAGCGGCGCCACCGACAUCAUCGAGGGCUCCGUCAAGCUGGUGCCCAUCUCCAUCAUCGUGGUGGGCAGCAUCAUCUUCCUGAUCGCCUUCUUUGGAUGCUGUGGAGCUAUUAAGGAGAACUGCUGUAUGCUGACUACGUAUGCGAUCUUCAUGGCCCUGCUCGCCGCAGUGAAGAUCUGGAUCACGGUGGUGAUCUACAACGGACUGGGCAAUCUCGACAAUCUGGUCAUCGAAUGGAUCACCGGCGCGUUUUCAGAACAUCCGAACGAGUUCAACGUUAUUGAAUCUGCUUUCGAGUGCUGCGGCACAAUCGGCGCCGGGACAUACCUGCCCGGGCCGCUGCCCGCGACCUGCUGCGCUCCCUCCGAGGCCACCUGUGUCCAGGGUAACGCCUACCCUGGCUGCGUCAGCGUCGUCAGCCAGUUCCUCGAUGAUAUUGGCUCUGGGAUCGGUGGUGUUAUCAUCACGGUUAUCAUUGUUGAGGUGGUAGCGGUUCUCUUCGGCCUGUGCAUGGCGUUCGCGUCGAGCAAAAACAAACAACAACGAGCACAAUACGCUUAAACCUAAUACUUAGAUUAUUUAAUAAUAUAUUUCGUUAUAAGUCUAA
This is a messenger RNA of Plutella xylostella (diamondback moth), 1422 nucleotides long. Its product is annotated as 23 kDa integral membrane protein. NCBI's taxonomy places the organism in Eukaryota, Metazoa, Arthropoda, Insecta, Lepidoptera, Plutellidae. The record is from RefSeq and is a predicted model, not a curated record. Gene Ontology annotation, cellular component: plasma membrane.